This is a messenger RNA of Ochotona princeps (American pika), 2441 nucleotides long. It is a transcript of the gene ZNF275, whose product is annotated as zinc finger protein 275. Bases 251 to 1738 code for a protein of 495 amino acids. Gene Ontology annotation, biological process: regulation of transcription by RNA polymerase II. Gene Ontology annotation, molecular function: RNA polymerase II cis-regulatory region sequence-specific DNA binding; DNA-binding transcription factor activity, RNA polymerase II-specific. NCBI's taxonomy places the organism in Eukaryota, Metazoa, Chordata, Mammalia, Lagomorpha, Ochotonidae. The transcript has 6 exons. The record is from RefSeq and is a predicted model, not a curated record.
GGCUCCGGAAACGUGCGCUGCCGGGCUGCUGGGUUCAUCCCCGCGCUGUCGGCUCCGUGGCGCUUCCUGCCACGCCGGGCCUGGCCGGGCCGCGUUAGCGCAGCUCCGCCGAGGAUCGGGCGUGGGCUGUCCGUAAGUGUGGAUGAGCUACCGAGCCGCAGGAGGAUGUGCCGGUGACGCGAACGAGUGUGCCGGACGGAGGUGGGAGCUUCCCUGCCGGACAGAGUGCUUGGAUCUCUUAUAAAGCACAAUGAGUCAUCCGUCAGUGUCUCUGUUGGCGCCACCUGCUCCCCAAGGUCUUGCCCUCCCCCAGGACGGAGCCCCAAGAACCCAGGUCCUGGCAGUCCCUCUUGAGAUGCCAGAGGCCCAGGGCUUGGUGACAGUUGAUGAAGUGGCAUGGUGCCUCACAAAAAGAGAGUUGUUGAGGCUUGAUCCAGAGCAGAGGACACUGGCACAUUACAGGAAUGUGGCCUCCGUGGGAGGUCCUGUUCUGAACCCUGCCUUGGUCCCUCAGCUGGCACAAGGGCAAGUGCUGUUGGCACCAGACCCAGCUCUCAACACAGAUCGUGCUACACAGUUUGGCCGCAGCUCUGUGAUCCAGCACCACACGAUGGGUGAGGAAGCUCAGCCCCAGGAAAUGGCGCCCGCCAGCUGCCCGAGGGCCAGUGACCCCAGCACUGAGGUCAAAGCGAAUGGGGACUUGGAGGGCAGGGGAGGGAGCCACCAGGACGGGCCCAUAGAGCAUCACUUUGCAUGUAAGGAGUGUGGGGACACUUUCCGGCUGAAAGUGCUCCUCGUUCAACAUCAGAGAGUUCACAGAGAGGCCAAGAGCUGGGAGUGUGGCGAUUGUGGGCAGCUCUUCCGUGGGCUGGCCGAGCUUAACGAGCACAAGAAGGACCACGUGGCCGCCGAGCCCCGGCCUGGGCCCAGCUGGGCGCUGGAGGAUGCAGUGGCCAAGAGGGAGCAGCUAGAGAGGGAGGCCAAGCCCUUCGAGUGCACAGAGUGCGGGAAGCGCUUUAAGAAGAACGCGGGUCUGAGCCAGCACCUGCGGGUGCACAGCCGCGAGAAGCCCUUUGACUGCGAGGAGUGUGGCCGCUCCUUCAAGGCCGAUGCGCACCUUGUCCGUCAUCAGAAGUUGCACAACUCUGACAAGCCAUUCGCCUGCCGGUCAUGCAGCCGGGAUUUCCUGGAUCGCCAAGAGCUGCUCAAGCACCAGAGGGCGCACACUGGUCAUCUGCCAUUCGACUGCGACGACUGCGGCAAGUCCUUCCGCGGUGUCAGCGGCCUGGCUGAGCACCAGCGCAUCCACAGUGGGGCCAAGCCCUAUGGCUGCCCGCACUGCGGCAAGCUCUUCCGCCGCAGCUCUGAGCUCACCAAGCACCGGCGCAUCCACACAGGCGAGAAGCCUUACGCAUGUGGCCAGUGUGGCAAGGCAUUCCGCCAGAGCUCCAGCCUGCUGGAGCACGCACGUAUCCACAGCGGUGAGCGGCCCUACGCAUGUGGCGAGUGCGGCAAGGCCUUCCGUGGGCCCUCUGACCUCAUCAAGCACCGGCGCAUCCACAGUGGACUAAAACCCUACGAGUGCGACAAGUGCGGCAAGGCUUUCCGCAGGAGCUCUGGCCUCAGCCGCCACCGACGCAUCCACAGCGGAUCACGGCGCUGCGAGUGCAGCGAGUGUGGCCGCGUGUUCAAGCGGCGCUCCGCGCUGCAGAAGCACCAACCGAGCCACCGCGAGUAGGCGGGAAGGGUUCCCUGGGGCUCCGGGGCCUGGUCAAAGGAGAUGAAGUUGCAUCGCGCUUGUGUAUCUUAGCGUCUGGAAAAGGGUGAAACCGAUCUCUACUGCCACCAGCAAUUUCUACGUGUACACGUUGUCCAUUGUGCCCAUCGAGAAUAGCUUUUGCAUUGUGAGUUCCAGUGGUGAGGGGUUCGUGACAGCAAGCACCAGCGACAGUGCAUGCAGGCAAGGGAGGGGGCUGGGCGGGGCGGCAGCUGCAGGCUCCCCCUCCCCCUCAGGGAAACAAACCCAGCUGUGCAGCCUUGAAGUUACUCGCUAGCAUGAGACACUGACUACCCCCACCCCUGCCUCAGCAGGUUGCCGCAGAGGUUUUUGGCCUACUUGAAUUUUUAAAUUUGUAGGGAUGUAAAUAUGAUGCUCAGAUAUCUUCUAAUAUUUAAUUUAUUAAUGCAGUGAUACAUACAUACAUAUUGUAAAUCGCUUAUUAUAUAGAAUAAUAUAUUGAUUGAGAAGAAACCCUUUUUUGCCCGCUCCUUUUCAGAAACUUCUAUGCUGACUCCUGCCGUGAGUUCUGACUUCACCGUCCUUGCCUACAGGGAGCCGCCUUUGAGCAGUCAGUUUCAAAACGUGACAGCACUGGGACAGUCACUGCAGGGAGCUUGCCUGGGAGGCCUCCUCCAGGCAGCUGAGCAGAGGCAUACGCCCU